Molecule: messenger RNA, 1285 nt
Organism: Papilio polytes (common Mormon)
Lineage: Eukaryota; Metazoa; Arthropoda; Insecta; Lepidoptera; Papilionidae
Gene: Glo1
Product: lactoylglutathione lyase
Exons: 5
Coding region: 40-639 (199 amino acids)
Molecular function (GO): metal ion binding; lactoylglutathione lyase activity
Source: RefSeq, a predicted model, not a curated record
AACGACAGUUGACAUUUGACAUUGACAUAAUCAUAUCGGAUGUUGACUUUUGCUCGAUUGAACUUUAAUUAUUUUAAGAAUUUCAAGCCCAUCGACACAUUAAUACACAGAACCAUGUCUGGUCAAGGAAUAUCUCCUCAGGAAGUGGAAUCAUUAUGUCAAACUCCACAUCCUUCUACCAAGGACUUUAUGUUCCAACAAACGAUGUAUCGUGUAAAGGAUCCGAGGAAAUCCAUCCCAUUUUACACAGGAGUGCUUGGAAUGACUUUGUUAAAACAACUACAUUUCCCUGAGAUGAAAUUCUCUCUAUUCUUCAUGGGGUAUGAGAACCCGGCUGAAGUGCCUAAGGACGACAAAGCUAGGACAACCUGGGCUAUGACGAGGAAAGCUACGCUGGAGCUAACAUAUAACUGGGGCACAGAAAGUGAUGACUCUUGUUACCAUAACGGCAACUCUGAUCCUCGAGGGUUCGGACACAUUGGUAUCCUGGUGCCUGAUGUUGAUGAAGCCUGUGCCAGAUUUGAACAGCAAGGUGUGAAGUUCAUCAAACGACCUCAAGAUGGUAAGAUGAAGGGCCUCGCUUUCAUUCAGGACCCCGAUGGCUACUGGAUUGAGAUAUUCAAGGCCGAUGUGGUAUAAAACACUUAAGUUAACUUAAGUAAAGCAAGGCUAUAAAUAUGAACAACUUAAAGGCUAGUAACAUUUUAAUUAUUUUUUAAAAUAACAGUUCAAUACAUGGUAGAGUAAAGUGAACAAAAGUUUUUAUAGUGUUUAAAAUUGACAAUUUUGAAUUGACAGUUUGUCAAGUUGUCAAAUUCUUGUUAAAUAGUUACUUUUAAUUUGAAAAUUAUUCAGAAAGGAGAAAGAAAAUUUGCUUGGAAAAUGUAUUUAAAGGUAUUUCUAAAAGUAAAUCUGAAAUAUUGAAGUUUCAAUAGUUUUGUGUUAGUGUUGCUAUAUAAAAGGCGAUAGUGGCGCCCUCACUUUCUUAGUUUCUUAAUCAGUUUGAAUUGUUAAAUAAUUAUUAUUAAAUAUGUUUUUUACUUGUAUUUAAAUAUUAGAGUAGUUGAAGAUUUAAAAUAAAUCUAAAACUAGUUUCUAGUUAUUCUAAUCUGUUGAUGUAAAUUAUUUAUUUUUUCAUUAGUAACAAUAAUCAAUUUUUAUUUCACUUGAAGUGGAAUUAGCUUAGUUUAGAUACUAGCCCUUGGUUCUUUCUUAAAAUUUUCUUUGUAAUAAUUUAGACAUCAUCAUCACCAGCUCACUAUACGUCCCCACCGAGGGGCUCGGA